Molecule: messenger RNA, 1233 nt
Organism: Lucilia cuprina (Australian sheep blowfly)
Lineage: Eukaryota; Metazoa; Arthropoda; Insecta; Diptera; Calliphoridae
Product: trypsin-1
Exons: 4
Coding region: 82-1116 (344 amino acids)
Biological process (GO): proteolysis
Molecular function (GO): serine-type endopeptidase activity
Source: RefSeq, a predicted model, not a curated record
UAUUGAAACGGUUAACAUCAUUCUAAAAAGAAUAAAUUUAAAGAGUUGUGUUUUUUGAACAAAUGGUGAAAGUGUUUUAAAAUGAAAUUUUUAUUAAUAAUUUUAAGUAUUUUUAUACAAUUAUCAGUGAUUUUAAGUGCUCAAACUAAGUUUCAUGGUUAUGUUUAUCCUAGACCCUUGAAAAAUGCUCUAGAGCCACAAAAUCAAACGGAUAAUGGUCUGCCUCCUGGAGUGCAAGGAGAUUUUAUAGAUGAUUUAAUAACCGAGCACAAACAACAAAUUUUAUCCUCCAUCUUAAGUGAAACAUUGGAUACAGCUGCUGCACCAGCAGCCGGAGAAAGUAAAUACUUUCUGGGCAAUAAAUGUGCUACCUGCACCUGUGGUGUACCCAAUGUUAAUCGUAUUGUGGGUGGAACACGUGUACGCACUAAUAAAUAUCCCUGGAUUGCUCAAAUGCUAAGGGGUUCAUUUCAAUUCUGUGGUGCCACUCUCAUAAAUGAUCGUUAUGCUCUCACUGCUGCUCAUUGUGUCUAUGGCAUGGAUAUGAAGGGUAUUACGAUAAAACUUUUGCAAUUGAAUAAGAAUUCGGCCUCUCAAGGUAUUGUUCGUAAAGUGGCCUUUGCCAAUAUGCACGGGCUCUACAAUCCUACUACCCUACAAAACGAUAUAGCUUUGCUAAGACUCGAUCAGCCUGUACCACUACUAGAUCCCAUCAGACCUGUCUGUUUACCCAAUAAUGCUAAUCAAAAUUUUGAUUUUAAAAAGGCCAUUGUUGCAGGCUGGGGUUUGACCUCAGAUGGUGGUGAUCAAUCCACCUAUCUGCAAGAAGUAGUGGUUCCUGUUCUCACCAAUACCCAAUGUAGGGCAACUUCUUAUAAGUCCAUGAUUUUGGAGACCAUGUUGUGUGCCGGCUAUCUGGAGGGUGGCAAAGAUGCUUGUCAGGGCGACAGUGGUGGUCCUUUGAUUGUUCGUGAUGGCAUUUUCCGUUUAGCAGGUGUUGUCUCCUUUGGCUAUGGCUGUGCCAAUCCCAAUGCUCCGGGUGUCUAUACUAGGGUUAGUAAAUAUUUGGACUGGAUUGCCGCCAAUACCCGGGAUGCUUGCUAUUGUGUACGAUAAUUGCUAUAGCCAACAAAACCCUAUAAUUUAUUUAAUUUCCUUUGUAAUUUAAAAUUAUUUAUUACUUGUGUAAAAUAAAGUAAAUAAAACAAAGUUUUAGAAAGUUUGUUUAGCAAA